GUUUUCCACGUUCCAUGACACCACGGCAUAUGUAGCCUUCUUGCGGAAUGAUGGCAUGUGCGCAUGCUGGCGUGCCAAGGACCAAAUUGGCCUCGAGCACUGCGCAUCGUGCUGGGGCGCAGCUGUUGCCGAGGAUGGAUUGGCACUCUUCGACACUUCUCGUGGCAGGCUCCCAAAGUGGAUUGCUAUGCACUUCUCGGCGUCUCAGAGUCAGCCAGCUUGGAAGAUAUCCGUAAAUCAUAUUUGCAGCGAGCAAAAAAACUCUCAUCCAGAUGUUGCCGGUUCAGGCAACGAGAUGGUUCAGCUGAACCUGUGCUACGAAGCCUUGACGCAAAAGCGCAAAGAGUAUGACGCUGCCAAAGGUGUUGCAGGAAAAAGAACAACAUCUAGUUUCGGCACAAAUACUCGAGAAGCUUGGUGGCGCGCACAGGGAGGCUUUGACGAUUUUCAGGACGACUACUAUCCGUUUCACUUUGAAGAGUUUGCAGAACGAAGGUGGCGUCCAAAGAAACAAGCUCCCGAGCGUGAGCCCCGUGAGCAGCGCCGCCCCACAUGGGAAGAGUUUGCUGAGAUGUGGGACGAAAAUGAGUUCCAAGCCCAAGAUGUGCGAGGUCGGCGGAAUCGCAAGCGCUACAGGAGAGGGAAGUAUGCAAUGUACGAAGAGAGCAGUGAUGAGGACGAGUGGACCCCACCACCGCGGGCUCGAGGGCGCAAACAGCGAGAAUCCUUUCACCAGGAGGCGCCAAAUGCUUCCAGUGAAGAGGUGCCGGAGGAGAUGUGGGUAGAGAUCUCUGGCCGGAACUCGCACUGGGCAUCCAUCGGUGGCUCGUUUGCAAAGCUAGAAAAAGCUUUCAACGGCCGGCCGGCUUUUGAAAGGAUGGGCGAGCCAAGCCUCUUCAUGUUCUGGAGCCAACAAUUUGGUGACUGGAAGAUUGCGGAGCGCCUGCAAGAUGACGGUGCUUGUGUUGGCUUUGCUGAAGACAUGAAAGGCCGAAGGAGGCCAUGGCUCCAGCAUCCCACCCUUCGGUGGCGUUUAUGGGACCCAACGGCAAGACGGUUUGUACCGCGGCGUCUAAACAUCGAUGCUUGCGCAGAUGAACCCCCAGGCUCUGAACAGACCGAGGCUGAGGACGAUGACGGCUCCGUGCCGUGGUCGCGACCUCAUUGGUCUCAGUGGUCCACCACAGAUUUGAUCCGUUGGUGUGAUCGGCGUAGAAUUGACCUCAGUGGAUGCUUCGACCGCGAGGCUGUAUUGGACCGAGUGAUCCAAAUUGCCAAAGAGGAGAUGGCAGAAGCCGAGAAUGAAAGCAGGACCGGUGCGUCUGGCACCUUUUUUGGGACGGUGCGUGUGGCCUCCAGGGUGAAGACGGAUGGCUCCUAUACGAGGCCUCCGACCUUGGACCGUCGCAAUUCAACCUACGGCAACCGCGUCGAACGUUUCAAUGGAGUCGAGUCAGACGUCCUGCCUUGGCUGUACAGCACCGGAGACAAGUCUAGGUUGUACGGUGUGUACUUUGGCAAUGAGUUUGCAUACAGCUUGGUGUGGACAAGGCAAAAGUUCUGGGGCAGACCUGGUUCCAGGUUGAAUCGCUUUGACGAAUGGUGAGAAGCUGAAUUGCUGCGUGGCCUCACAGUGGCAGAGCGUUGGAAAAUAGAUAUUGAGCUGCUGCAUUGGUAGUUUUCAUCGUUGAGGUUUGGGGCAAAAGAAACUAAGAUCCAGCACAGAAGCACAAUGAUGGCUGACUGGUCGCAGGACAUAUAUUGAGCAACACAA
Molecule: messenger RNA, 1774 nt
Organism: Durusdinium trenchii
Lineage: Eukaryota; Dinophyceae; Suessiales; Symbiodiniaceae
Source: the annotation of a GenBank genome assembly